Molecule: messenger RNA, 1746 nt
Organism: Homalodisca vitripennis (glassy-winged sharpshooter)
Lineage: Eukaryota; Metazoa; Arthropoda; Insecta; Hemiptera; Cicadellidae
Product: zinc finger protein 239-like
Exons: 2
Coding region: 461-1609 (382 amino acids)
Biological process (GO): regulation of transcription by RNA polymerase II
Cellular component (GO): nucleus
Molecular function (GO): DNA-binding transcription factor activity, RNA polymerase II-specific; RNA polymerase II transcription regulatory region sequence-specific DNA binding
Source: RefSeq, a predicted model, not a curated record
AGAGGUUAUGUUGACACUGACAGUCUGAGUAGUAAUAGUGCUGUCUUUAUAGACUGACCAAAGAAGGCAGCCAUUCACACAAUCGACAAACCAAUUGUUGUACAGAUAUGUAAAUAAAAAAUAAUAUACACUGUACAAAUAUUUGCAGCUGUACAUCUACUAUGAUUGGAGGGUUUAGUUCUCAAUAUCCAAAUAUGUAUCUGCAAGGAAAGACAUUUUAUAGGAACAUUUUAAGUCUCAUAGUUGAAACAUUACAAGUGGGGUUUUAAAUUAUACUGGUAUAUAUAGAAUGCUUUACCUCUGUAGCUAUAUUUGUACUAAUAAUAGGAAAUUUGUACGAAACUAGGAAAACUCCUUUUUUAAGUUAUCAGUGCAGCUAUGUGGACUACAAGUGGUGAUCUUAAGAAACAUACAUUAAAUCAUACUGGUUAGAAGCCGUGUAAGUGUUCAUUGUACAACUAUGUCUAGCACUUAUAUAAGAAAACAUACAUUAACUUACACAGGUGAAAAACCUUACAAGUGUUCCAUUUGUUUAUAUGCCUGUACUAAAAUUGAGCAAGUAAGAAGACAUAUAUUAACCCAUACAGGUGAGAAACCCUACAAUUGUUCCUUGUGCAAUUUUGGUUGUACUAGGAAAUGUACUUUAAAACGGCAUAAACUAACCCACACUAGUGAGAAACCGUUUAAGUGUUCCUUGUGCAACUAUGGCUGUAUUAGAAGUGAAGGUCUAAAGAUACAUAUGUUAACGCACACAGGUGAGAAACCCUUCAAGUGCUCCAUGUGUAAAUAUGCCUGUACUAGAAGUCAGAAUUUAAGAAGACAUACAUUAACCCAUAUAGGUGAGAAAACUUACAAGUGUUCCCUGUGUACCUUUAGCUGUACUAGUAGUAGAGAUUUAAAAAUACAUAUACUAACCCACAAAGGUGAGAAACCUUACAAGUGUUCCCUCUGCAACUAUGGCUAUACUACAAGUGGACAUCUAAAAAUACAUAUGUUAACCCACACAGGCGAGAAACCCUACAAGUGUUCCCUUUGUAAAUAUGCAUCUACAUCAAGUCAAAAUUUUAAAAGACAUACUUUAACCCAUACAGAUGAGAAACCUUACAAGUGUCCCCUUUGCGACUAUGGCUGUAAUAGUAGUAAAGAAUUAAAAAUACAUAUAUUAUCCCACACAGGUGAGAAGCCGUACAAAUGUGCCCUGUGCACCUAUGGCUGUACUACUAGUAGAGAUUUAAAAGCACACAUACUCACUCACUCAGGCGAGAAACCUUACAAGUGUUCUCUGUGCAACUAUGGCUGUGCAAGAAAAUGGUCUUUAAAAUUACAUAUACUAACCCACACAGACGAGAAACCAUACAAGUGUUCCCAGUGCAACUAUGGUUGUACUAGAAGAUGUUAUUUAAAAAUCCAUAUGUUUACCCACACAGGUGAAAAACCUCACAAGUGUUCCCUAUGCAAUUAUGGAUGUACUACUAGUAGAGAUUUUAAAAGUCAUGUAUUAACCCACACAGGCGAGAAACCGUUCAAGUGUUCCCUGUGCAACUAUGCCUGUACUAAAAGUGGACAUCUAAAAAGACAUACAUUAACUCACUCUUGUGAAAAACUUUAAACAUUAACUAUGCAGCUAUGUGUGUAGUAACAGUAAGGUUUUACUGUGUAAAAGCUUUUAACAGUAGAUUCUACACUAUAAAUAUAUAUUGAAUAAAAUGUUGCCAACUUAAAUAAAAACAUUUUUUCCCAAACCUU